Molecule: messenger RNA, 1842 nt
Organism: Cucumis melo (muskmelon)
Lineage: Eukaryota; Viridiplantae; Streptophyta; Magnoliopsida; Cucurbitales; Cucurbitaceae
Product: PRA1 family protein E
Exons: 2
Coding region: 330-971 (213 amino acids)
Biological process (GO): vesicle-mediated transport
Cellular component (GO): Golgi apparatus; endoplasmic reticulum
Source: RefSeq, a predicted model, not a curated record
UUUGAAGUUCAAUAUAAAUAUUUAUUUUAGUUAUUUAGAUAUAAAACAAAAUAAAUUAGAAAAGUAUAGAAAAUUGCAACAGAAAAAACUCUCCAUCUUCAUCUUCUUCUUUAUAUCACAUUCUCUACAAUCAGAAAGAAAUGUAAAAAAAAGGUUAUUCAUAAACAACAAGAACUGGAGAUGGGAGCCCAUUCCCAUCCCCCGUUUCUUCAAUGAUUUCCCCAAAAAUUCAAAACCCAUUUCCCCCCUUCAUCUAAACAACAAAAUUUCCCAAGAAAAGCUCCAAGAUCCGUUCAAAUUUCACUCCCAAACCCUUAAUCGCCCCCCCAAUGUCAUCGGUAAAAUUCUCCUCCGGCUAUGGCGCCGUUCCUUCACCGGCCGCCGCCACGAUCCCCACCACUUCUUCCGGAGCUCCACCUCCUUUCCCUUCCAGUUCCUCCUUCCUAGAACGCGCUAAAACCACCACACAAUCCCUAAUCGCUACACUGCGGCCAUGGCGAGAGCUCUUCGAUUUCUCCGCUUUCUCUCUCCCUUUCAGCUACGACGAUGCCAUGGCUAGAAUCCGUCAGAAUGUCAACUACUUUCGUGUUAAUUACGCUUUGGUGAUGCUGAUCAUCGUUUUUUUGAGCUUGUUCUGGCACCCGAUUUCGAUCAUCGUCUUCUUGCUGAUCUUCGUUGCUUGGUUGUUCUUCUACUUCUUUCGUGAUCAGCCUCUUGUUCUCUUCAACCAAACGUUUGAUGAUAAAGUUGUUUUGGGGGUUUUGAGCAUUUUUACCAUCAUUGCUCUUGUUUCUACUGAUGUGGGAUCGAACGUUUUAGGAGCUCUAAUUACAGGUGUGGCAGUGGUUGGACUGCACGCGGCUUUUCGGAUUACGGCGGACCAUUUUCUCGAUGAGGAAACUGCCGCAGAAGGGGGAUUGCUGUCGGUUGUGGGUAAUCAGCAACAACAACGAGGUUAUACUCGGAUUUGAUUCUCAAUUUCAUUCAGAGUCAUGGCUAUUUUUGAUGGGGGUUGAAGACGUGUUGACAAUUGUCUCUCUUAACUGCCAAGAAUACCAUAUUGGUAAGGAGUUUGAAUGAAUGGGAGGACACCUUCAGAAAUCAUGGAUUCACAUCAGCUUCCAAAAAUGCUCUUCCUAGGAUGAAACCUUCUUAGGGAUUGAUUUGCGGAGAUAAUUGACUAAAACCUCAAGCCCAGAAAUGAUAUCUUUCCCACUUUUUAAAAGUAGAAUUUUGAUCUUUUACUUGCAUCAUCAUCAAACAAUUUUACAAAGUUUAUUUUUCUCUCUCCUCCUUCCUCCGAUCCCUCUCUCUCACACACAUUCUUCUUCUUUAUCAGGCAUUUUCAAUCUAAUGUGAUGUUCCUGACGAGUCUACAUGAGUAGUUUCGACCUUCUUCUUCUCCUCUCUCUUUUCAGUUUGUGUGGUAAGCUGAGACCAAAGAGUGAGAUCAUGUGAGGAAGGGAGCAAGGAGAGUGAUCUGUAGGUGAGAGGAAAGAAAGACCAAAGAUCGAGAGGCCCAGAAAACCCAUUUAGUAAUUUCACCUAAAAAAAACCUCAAUGGGACAAAUUUCGUUUUCCUCCCAGCAUUUGGGUCAUCCAUCCAAGAACCCUGACUUGUGUUGGUUGAGUCUAAUGGUUGAAUUAGACUAUAAUAUAAUGUUUCGUUUGUUGUGCAGUCUAAUAAGAACAAGAGAUUUAAUGCAAAAUUAAUUGGGAUUCCUAUCAUAAUGCAAAAUUAAUUUGGAUUCCAAUCAAAGUGUGUUAAUACAUUGCAAAAGUAGCUGUAGUUUUCUGAGUUAAAGCCAUUAUUAAUCUAUUUACGAAUAUUUUUGUGUUUUA